UUCCAUUUUUUAAAAAAUAUUCAUUUCACUUUCCCAGGGCCCCCCCCGGCAGGCCUCGGCCCGCCGCUGCCAUGGCAACGGGUCACGUGCGGGGGGUGUCACGUGGGGGGCGGGUCACGUGCGGGGCGCUCACGUGAGGCGGGCGCGAUGGCGGACGAGCAGCGGGCGCUGCUGGGCGGCGAUGGCGGCGAUGGCGGCGGCGGCUCCCCGGGCCCUCCCCGCGCCCUGCCCGCCGCCUGCGACCCCCGCCGCCUCCCGCACCGCCUGCUCGUCCUGGCCCUCAUGUGCUUCCUGGGAUUCGGCAGCUACUUCUGCUACGACAACCCGGCCGCUCUGCAGACGCAGGUUCAGCGGGACAUGAAGGUGAACACAGCCCAGUUCAUGGCUCUCUAUGCCUGGUACUCGUGGCCCAACGUGGUGCUGUGCUUCUUUGGAGGGUUCCUGAUAGACAGAGUGUUUGGGAUCCGGCUGGGCACUGUAAUAUUCAGCAGCUUUGUGUGUGUUGGGCAGGUGGUUUUUGCUCUGGGAGCACUGUUCAAUACCUUCUGGCUGAUGGAAGUGGGCAGAUUCAUCUUUGGGAUUGGUGGUGAGUCCCUGGCAGUGGCCCAGAACACCUAUGCAGUGAGCUGGUUCAAGGGCAAGGAGCUCAACCUGGUGUUUGGAUUGCAGCUCAGCAUGGCCAGGAUUGGGAGCACGGUGAACAUGAAUAUUAUGGGAUGGAUCUACUCCAGAGUUCAGGAUCUCCUGGGCUACACUGGUCCCAGCACCCUCGGCCUGGCUCUGCUCAUAGGUGGGGUCACCUGUCUCUUCUCACUGAGCUGUGCUUUAAUCCUGGCUUACCUGGACAGGAGAGCAGAGAAGCUGCUUUGUAAAGAGCAGGGGAAAACAGGAGAAGUGAUCAAGCUGACAGAUGUGAAGGAUUUCUCCCUGUCCUUGUGGCUCAUCUUUGUCAUCUGUGUCUGUUACUACGCUGCAGUUUUCCCUUUCAUUGGCCUUGGCAAGGUUUUCUUUAUUGAAAAAUUCCGAUUUUCCUCUCAAGAAGCCAGUGCAAUUAACAGCAUCGUGUACAUCAUCUCAGCCCCCAUGUCCCCAGUGUUUGGCCUGCUGGUGGAUAAAGUUGGCAAGAACAUCAUCUGGGUGCUGUGUGCUGUGGUCACCACGCUGGCCUCACACAUCAUGCUGGCCUUCACCUUCUGGAACCCCUGGAUAGCCAUGUGCCUGCUGGGCGUGUCCUAUUCCCUGCUGGCCUGUGCCCUGUGGCCCAUGGUGGCCUUUGUUGUCCCCGAGCACCAGCUGGGAACUGCCUAUGGCUUCAUGCAGUCCAUCCAGAACCUGGGCCUGGCAGUGAUUGCCAUAGCAGCUGGCAUGAUCCUGGACACCAGGGGAUACCUGUUCCUGGAGGUCUUCUUCAGUGCCUGUGUUUGCUUGUCACUGAUAGCUGUGGUCAUGCUGUACUUCGUGAAUCACCUCACAGGUGGUGAUCUCAACUGGUCUGCAAAGAAAAGGGCAAAACUGCAAAAAGCAGCUGCUUCUGAAGCAGAAGAGCAGGAGAGGCUCAGAAGGCAGAAUGAAGAUGAUUUGGCAAAAUUGCUGCCAAAAGCUGAUGCCUUUAGUUUAAGGAAUAAAUACCUGUCCAAGCUUGGAGCUCAGCUCCCAGCUCAUUACUGCUCCUGUUUCUCAACCCUGGCCCACAGAAGCGUGCUGAAAUAGCAGCUUGGCCCUGUGGAAAAGCAGGAAUACACUGAAUUUCCUGGGACACAGAGCCCAGCACCAGCAGAUGCUCCGUGCUUUGCUGCCAGCCUAGAUCCUAGAUUUAAAAUAUUGCCUAAAACUCCUCCUUGCUGGGCAGGGCAGAGAUGCUGAUGGGGAAUUGUGGCUCUGGUGGAACCUCUGAGCAGCUGCUCCAGCCUCAGAUACUCCGUGAGCAGCUGAGCCAGGGCCAGGAUUUGAUCUCUGGCUGGCAAAUGGGAAAACUCAAUCAUUGCAUUGCUGGGAUGAGCCUGGAUGCAGGGGGGGACUUCCAGCCUCUCCCCUUGGACACCUUCAUUGCUCUGGUUUGUUUUUCUGAGAGAAGAAGGUGAGGAAAAGCUCCCAAGUGGAUAUCUGAGAGGAAUCUCCAAUUCCACAAGGACAGAAAGUGUUCACCUUGGAAUGUAUCCCAGGUCUGGAACAGCAAUAACCUCUCCAAGCCUGAAUAAUGUGAAAACUGAUUUGUUUUUAAGAGUUAGUGACUAAAAACCAUAAAAAGAGUUAAAGCAAGUGCUGAGUUUGGCUUCCAGAGGGAAAAGCCUCCAGUUCCAUGGUGGAACUCAUCAUUUUCCCAGCGCUGCAGUGGGAGGCUCCUUGCUGAGGAGGGACUUCCCAGAGCUCCUGCAGAGAGCAUUUUGCUUUGGUUUAAUUACUCCUCGAGGUAAUUAGAUAAAUGAUCCCUGAAGUGAGCAGAUCUUGCUUUCCAGGGCAGGAGCAGGAGGUUUGUGGAGCCCCAGGAAUGGGGAAUGUUCCUGGGAUGGCUCCUGGGAGUCCCUGUGAGCCACAAAAAGCUCAGGAGCCUUUGCCUUGUGCCUGGCUGCAGAGAGAGGAGUCUGUUAGGAUAAAAAUGCUGCAUUUGAUGUAGGAUAUUCUUAAUUUAAUAUUUUAAUUUAAGCAGAACUCACAGUCUUAAAGUUGGUUUUAAAAGAGACUUUGCAGUGGAGCUUUUUUUGAUGAAGCAGGAAAACUCUCAUUUUUCUGAAGGACCUUUUGGGUGAAAGUUCUGGAUUCUGAAGGACAAUGUGGAAAGCAGAGCAGCAGCUCUGGGAGCUCCUGCCCCCUGAGCUGUGCUGGGUUUUACUGGCUUUGCUGGCUCCUCAGAACCAGCACUGAGGGCUUGGCUUGGCUGCUGGUUUCCUUGUAGACUUGUGAAUUUUGGGUGUUUUUAAAUAAAGCCUUCCACUGGACGCUG
Molecule: messenger RNA, 2941 nt
Organism: Onychostruthus taczanowskii (white-rumped snowfinch)
Lineage: Eukaryota; Metazoa; Chordata; Aves; Passeriformes; Passeridae
Gene: MFSD1
Product: major facilitator superfamily domain containing 1
Exons: 17
Coding region: 148-1710 (520 amino acids)
Biological process (GO): transmembrane transport
Cellular component (GO): lysosome
Molecular function (GO): transmembrane transporter activity
Source: RefSeq, a predicted model, not a curated record